AUGAGCGCGAAAUCGAACGGUUCUGUAUUACUUGUUGGAGCUGGUGGUAUCGGGUGUGAGCUGCUGAAGAAUUUAGUUUAUAAUGGAUUCAAUGACAUAACAAUUGUAGACCUUGAUACCAUCGAUGUAAGCAACUUAAACAGACAAUUCCUGUUCAGAAAGAAGCAUGUUGGGCGUUCAAAAGCAGAAACUGCCAGGGACAAUGUGUUGGAAUUUAAACCAACCGCUCAUAUUGUCGCUUAUCACAAAAGUAUAUUCAGCUCGUCAUUCGACUCUGAAUUCUUCGGAAAGUUUGCUGUUGUUUUUAACGCUUUAGAUAAUCUUGCUGCAAGAAAACAUGUGAAUCGUAUGUGUAUAUCGGCAAAAAUUCCCUUAAUUGAGUCCGGCACAGCUGGUUACUUGGGACAAGUCGAGCCGUUAAUUCCCGUAAUUGAAACGAGUGAAUCGGAGGCCACCAACACAGAAGCGAAUCAAGCGACAACCUAUCGUACGGGAUGUUAUGAAUGUCAACCUCGUGGAUUAGGUCAGCGUCACUAUCCAGCCUGCACCAUACGUAACACUCCAUCUGAGCCAAUUCAUUGUGUUGUUUGGGCAAAGUAUUUAUUCAAUCAGUUAUUUGGUCAACCUGAUGUGGAUGAUGAAGAUAUCUCUCCGGAUUUCACCGAUCCAAGUCUCCAUAACCAUGAUCGUAAUCAGAUUAAUGAUGAGUUGUUGCCGGCUAAAAACGAUCUUAUCAAUAAAUCUGAUGAUGUGCUAAAUACAGAUAGUACAGCGAUUGUAAAUUCAGUUAAACCUGAUCAAAUUAGUUUAAGAGAAUGGCUUCACAUUCUGUGGUCUAGUAAUGAAAAUGACCAGUCUAAUUUAGAAAAUGGUAAAAUUUCAUCUGGUGCCAUUUCACUAUCUUGGAGAUUAUUUCAUCAUGAUAUUGUCACAUUGGUUAGUAUGCGUGAUUUAUGGGUCGACCGUCAAGAUCGUCGAGAACCGAGUCCUUUGGAAAAGACUACAAUGAAAGAUGCAUUAGAAAAAGAUUCAGAUGAAUUAUUGGAUUCAACAUGUGUAAGUGAAUUACGUGAUCAGCGGAAACUAUCUACAUCGGGUUGGCUUCGUAUAUUCUUAAAAUCAGUUGAUAAACUACAGAAACAAGUAGAAGAUGGUGGAGGGGACAAAUACUUAGUAUGGGAUAAGGAUGACCCGGAAGCUAUGGAUUUUGUCGCCUCAGCAUCAAUUAUUCGAUCACAGUUAUUUCAUUUACCCGGUGCUGAUCAGUUAACCAGAUUUAUUAUUAAAUCUUUAGCUGGGAAUAUCAUACCGGCCGUAGCAUCAACAAAUGCCAUCGUCGCUGGUCUUAUGGUACUACAAGCUAGACAUAUUUUAUCUAAACAUUUUGAGCGUAUUCGUACUGUUUACAUACAUCGUCGACCAACUGGUCGGCGUGGCAAUCGUCGUCUUGUAGUCCUUGAUUCUGUUAGAAAUUCUCAACUGCAUUUACUCUGUGCACCGGAAUUAUUAACAUUGCGUAUUCUACGUGAUCGUAUCUUGGUACGACAUUUAGGUAUGCUUGCUCCAGAUGUCGAGGUACCUGAUCGUGGCAUUAUACUAAUAUCAAGUGAAGAAGAUGAAACAGAUGAAGAGACGUUAAAUAAAACAUUAGCUGACUUUAAAUUAACACAUGGAACUUGUUUAAAAUGUGAUGAUUUUCGUCAAGAUUUUACCAUCCAACUUAUUUUAUCAUGUAUUAGUGUAGAAUUGGCUAAUGCAUUACCUACUCCGUCUGAUUCAUCAACAUCAACGUCAACAUUAAACCUUAAUAUCGAUAAUCGUUUAGCCGAGCAAUUUAAUAAUGAAGAACAACAAUCUGAAAUAUGGAGAAUUAUUGGUGAUAUAAAUUCCAUUUUGUCAAAUUCAAAAGAUAAUACAAUAUCAGAAAAGAAUGCUGAAAAAGAGAACAAUGAAAAUACAGAUAAAUUUGUUCACAACAAUAAUGAUGAUAAAGAGGAUGAUUUAAUUGAAAUUACUGAAGAAUCUAUGACUACUUUAAAUCAAGAUUUGGAUAAUGGUGUUAAUAAUGCUACUAGUAAUAUUAGUAAUAGUAAUAAACGUAAAUUUCUCGAUACAAUCACUUGUGAUGAUCAAGACAAUAUAAAUAGAAUCAAAGAGAAGAAAUUACGAUUUGAUAAAGAAUUGACAACACUGUCAUCACCUAUGAUUGUACCAGUUGCUGACGACGAUGAUAAUGGUGAUGAUGAUGAUGAUGAUGAUUUAAUCAUUAUUGAAUGA
Messenger RNA from Schistosoma mattheei, 2277 nucleotides. The record is from the annotation of a GenBank genome assembly. NCBI's taxonomy places the organism in Eukaryota, Metazoa, Platyhelminthes, Trematoda, Strigeidida, Schistosomatidae.